This is a messenger RNA of Dalotia coriaria, 462 nucleotides long. RefSeq names its product Cytochrome c oxidase subunit 8 (gene COX8). The record is from RefSeq and is a predicted model, not a curated record. The coding region runs from base 160 to 366 and encodes 68 amino acids. Gene Ontology annotation, cellular component: mitochondrion. Gene Ontology annotation, biological process: mitochondrial electron transport, cytochrome c to oxygen. The transcript is spliced from 2 exons. Lineage: Eukaryota; Metazoa; Arthropoda; Insecta; Coleoptera; Staphylinidae.
AAUAAUCCGAACGAUCUCAGCGCACUCUAUCAUGCAAAACAGGAAAGACGCACUAGGGAAAAAUCACUAACUCAACUCACUAAGCCAGACACUCAUACCCCAUAUUACCUAACAUUAGAACACGGUCAGCCAUCCCAAACCAAAUAUCUUUCAGACAAGAUGAUUGCAACAACAGCUCCGAAAAUCCUGAACGCGGCCAAAGUUGGUAUCGCCGCUACAAGGCAGAUGAGCGCGAUUUCGGGCCCCCCGACCGUUCGCAUUAGCUUCGCCGAGAAAAUAGCCCAUGGCACCGUCAUCGCCGUGAGUGUCCUCGCCAUGCCUGCUUGGGUUCUUACCCAUGUGCGGGAAUACAGGGGCUUGUCUUAAAGGGGCAAUUCCACUGUGUUAAUAAAUGUAAUGUAGGACAACUCGUGUAAAUGUAAAUUACAAAUAAAGUAAAUAAAUUAACUGAUUUCAAAAUAA